Molecule: messenger RNA, 3869 nt
Organism: Misgurnus anguillicaudatus (oriental weatherfish)
Lineage: Eukaryota; Metazoa; Chordata; Actinopteri; Cypriniformes; Cobitidae
Gene: prdm11
Product: PR domain containing 11
Molecular function (GO): protein binding
Source: RefSeq, a predicted model, not a curated record
UGCCCGCUCUGCACAAACGCCGCUUUCUUCCGUUUUCCAUGUCAUUUCCUGUAAUAAAAACAUGGUGGUCAUAGCAGAGAGAAGCAGCAGCUGACUGCGUUACAAAUAUUUGGAGAUGAUAAACUUUGCGUCGCCCUGGACUACUGAAAUCCCCCCGCGCCGCUGCGUCACCACCGCGUUUCUCAAAGCGGCCGACGGCGAGAGGCGCUGCGCCUGACGACCACCAAAGACCCCCGACGCACUGCGUAUAAUCUUCAGACGGUUUAAGAUGUUGAAGUGAAACUGGACGCACAGGAGUCUCUCCUUCCUGCCAACAUCAUGGCGGAUUCUUCCUUAGUUCCAUCCCAGGCAUCCAUGGAAGUUGACUGCAGCUCCAGUACUCCAAAUGACAAGUCUUCAGAGGAGCCCAACAAAAAACUAAAAGUUGACCAUGAUAGUUGUGCCAGUUUAUGGUUCUGUGAGGAAUGCAAGGAGUAUUUUACGGAGCGGUGCCCUACCCAUGGUCCUCCUGUGUUUGUGCCAGACACCCCUGUGACAUCAGGGGUGCCCAACCGGGCAGCUCUCACGGUACCCUCGGGCAUCAGUGUUCUCCGAGAGAGGAAUACAGUGGAUGUCUGUUGUGUGGAUGAAAACAUACCAAAGGGGGCGCUGUUUGGUCCUUAUCAAGGCCAACUGAUGGCCUCAGAUAAACCUUCUGGGCCAUAUUCUUGGAUGAUUGUUGACGAGAACAACAAAUACAAAUUUAUUGAUGGAAGUGAUGAAACUACAGCUAACUGGAUGAGGUUCGUUCGGAUUUCUUCAGAUGAGAAUGAAAGGAACCUGAGUGCGUUUCAGCACGGCGAGCACAUCUACUUCCGGGUGUGUCGGAAACCAAAAGUGGGCGAGAAACUUUGUGUGUGGUACAGCAGCGAAUACAUGAGGCGACUGCAGAGUGUGUCACAGGACAGCAUUGACCGCAACCUGGACACAGGCAUGAAAUUAGAAGAGCAACAUCAAGAGGAGCCGAAAGGUCCGGUGCUGAGAUCUGCUGUUCAUGGUAGAAGGACCCUCAGCAAACAUGGAAGCGAUGAGGGAGAAAACCAACCCCAGGCCAAGAAAAAGAAGAUUGACCUGAUUUUCAAAGAUGUCGUUGAAGCAUCUCUAGAGGCCGGUCAAAGUCAGAACAACCCCCUCAACAGCACCUUGGCUUUUCCAAGAUCAAGAACAAACGUCUGCCAGGUUUUCAGCCCAUCUGAUGCCGAUUGCAAAGAGUCUGUCUUCGCCUCUGGAUUGGCUUCCAUGGAACACCUCGAGAGCAGCUUCGAUACAAAAUGUAUAAAAACGGAAGAAACAGAAGAAGAAGUGUCCCCACCCGGUGAAGGACCUUCAACGUCUUUUUGCCCAAACUGUGUGAGGCUAAAAAGACGAAUCCGUGAGCUGGAGGCCGAGUUGCUCCGUCUCAGAGGACCGGGGCAGGGUGAAGUUAUGCCUCCAUCCGAGCUCAUGCCCAAUGAAGACAUCAAAGAAGCCAUCACACCUAUGAUACCAGAAGAGGAUGACCAGGAUGUUGAUUCAGCAGAUGAAUCCAUUUCUGCCGACCUCAUUGUGGCUACGGACGAGUCUUCAAAGCUUACAGUGGGCUCGGGUCGUCGGAUCCGGCGCUUUAAACAGGAGUGGCUGAAGAAGUUCUGGUUUCUCCGUUAUUCGCCAACGCUCAAUGAAAUGUGGUGCCAUGUUUGUCGACAGUACACCGUCCAAUCCUCCCGCACCUCAGCUUUUAUCAUCGGUUCUAAGCAGUUCAAGAUCCACACCAUUAAACUGCACAGCCAAAGCAAUCUGCACAAGAAGUGUUUGCAGCUUUACAAGCUCCGCAUGCACCCGGAGAAAACCGAGGAGAUGUGCCGUAACAUGAUGACGCUCUUCAACGCAGCCUACCAUCUGGCUUUGGAAGGUAGGCCUUUUUCUGAUCUGCGACCCUUGACAGAGCUCCUAAAGAAGUGUGAACUGAAAGUGGUGGAUCAGUACAUGAACGAAAACGACUGUCAGAUUCUCAUCCAACACAUCGCUCGAGCCUUCAAAGAAGAUUUGGCCGAGAAGAUCCGCCUUUCGCCGUUUCUAAGCAUCAUCAUGGACGGCCAUAAUGAUGAUCUCCUGGUUGACACUGUCGCCGUUUAUGUACAGUUUACUACCACCGAUGGGCUUCCUGCCACUGAAUUCCUCUCCUUACAGAGACUUUGUGUAGGCAACGUGGAAGGCUAUCUCCAGGCGGUGGAUAGUGCCUUUGGUGGCCUUGGUCUGAGACUGCAAGACAUGCUUGUGGUUGGUUUGGGAAUCGAUGGCUCCAACAUGCCCUCCAGCUUGAGGGCAAAUCUUUACAUAGGCAUACGAAAGACCAUCCCUUGGGUGUUGUGUCUGCCUAUGAUGAUCCAUCGUCCUCAUUUAGAGGUAUUGGAUGCCAUUAGUGGGAAGGAGCUUUCAUGCCUGGAUGAUUUGGAGAACAAUUUGAAGCAGCUGCUUAGCUUCUAUCGGUAUUCCCCACGCAUGAUGGCUGAGCUAAGGUCAACAGCACCGAAUCUGUCUAAAGAAACAGAGUUUCUAGGGGAUAUAAGAGCCGUUCGUUGGAUCAUAGGGGAGCCCAACGUUCUCAAUGCCCUUAUUAAGGAUUACCUUGAGGUAGUUGCUCACUUGAAGAGCAUAAGCAACCAGACCCAAAGGGGUGAUGCUUCUGCGAUCGCACUGUCUCUCCUACAGUUCCUGUUGGACUACCAGUCUGUGAAGCUCAUUUAUUUUCUGUUGGACAUCAUUGCUAUCUUUUCACGGCUCGCAUUCAUCUUCCAAGGUGACUAUCUGUUAGUGUCACAGGUGGAUGCAAAAAUUGAAGAUGCCAUUCAUGAGAUCGGUCAGUUGGUGGACUCUCCUGGAGAGUACCUACAGGAAUUUGAGGACAACUUUCGUGAGAGUUUCAACGGCGUGGACCUCAAAAACCUACGUGUUGCCGAGUCCAAGUUCCAGUCCAUUCGAGAUAAGAUCUGCCAGAGGAGUCAAGGCAUCCUCGCCCAACGUUUCGAUCCACGGAGUCGUACGGUCGUACAGGCUUGUCAAGUCCUCGACCUAGCCUCGUGGCCUCUUAACAGGGAUGAUCUUGGUGCAUACGGAGAGGAUGAGAUUCUUCUUAUUUUUGACCACCUGGAGACUAUUCGCUCAUCCGGUCGUGAGCUCUUGCAAGAAAGAGUGGAUGCCAGAGGAAGUCUAGUAGUCGAAUGGAGAGAUUUAAAAGCUGAUUAUUGUAGUGUGAAUGGUUUUAAGGAGGUAGUGAGCCACAUCUGCAGAUACAAGCAACGUUUUCCUCUUCUCAAUCACAUCCUGCAGGUUGUCAGGGUGUUGCCAACAUCAACAGUAUGCUGUGAUAAGGGAAGAGGGUUCUUACAGAAAAUGCACCGAAAUUGUCGUUCCAGACUGACUGUGGAUCAGACGAACGAUCUGCUCAUCUUAUCAGUUAAUGGCCCACCCAUCGGGAGCUUUGACGGAAAGCGUGCAUUGGACAGCUGGUUUGAGGAGAAAUCCGGCAACAGCUAUUCGCUUUCGGCAGAGGUGCUGAGCAGAAUGUCCAACGCCGAGCAAAAGUCUGUGUUGCAUAAUAUGGAUAUGAAUGCCGAGUUUUAUCCCGACUGAUCGGAGCCAAUUCCUCAGCCAAAAUAAUUCCCCAAAAAAGCCAUCUCAUUGGAAAAUGGCUGAUCGGGACUUUAAUGUGAUUGGCCAAGUGAUUUGACAUUGGCCCUGCUGCUAAAAUGGCCUGGUUCAGCGUUUUCUUUAAGAUGUAUGAAUGCCUUGCAGGUCACAGGCACGUUAAAUACAUCAGAAUGUUCACAUAAAUGGUUGUGAUGUGUUGA